AAUAUUUAUUUAUAUAUUUAUUAGAAUCUUAAACUCUACAUUCCAAAACUCUUUCUCACUCCUCAACUCUAAACUUUAAGUCUAGAUCAUUAGUUAAACCUAAGUUAUAAGUGUCUUUUACCUUUUAAAAAUGAGGAUAAAACUGGUUGAGGUAAACAUUAAAAUUGGUAUUAGGAAGGUGGUAUUUUAGGCAGUUUUCUUAAAAUUAUAUCAAUUUUAUCAAAUAUAAAUUAGAAUAAUUUGUAUUAAAUACUCCUUCCGUUACAGAAAGAUCCCACUUUCUAGAAAAAAAUUUGUUUCAAAAAGAUACAUUUUUUACCUUUUCAAUGUAUUAUUUAAUGAAAAAUUGUAAAUUUCACAAAAAGUAAUGGUGUUUAUUGGAUUUCUAUUGUCUAAAAGUUAUGGAAAAUUGUUACUCACAAAAAACAAUGCAUUUACAAUCAAGUUUUAAUGUGUUUUUUUAAUAUAUGUGAAAAGUUUAAAAUAUGUAUCUUUUUGAAACGGAGGGAGUAUAUUAUUAUAUUCAGAAAAUGAUUUAUUAAUUUAAUUUUCCAUAUCUAGUUUUAAUGUCGCAUUGCAUCACCACCUACUUUACAUUUAGGCUCCGACUGGUAACCUUUCUGAAAACAGGAGGAAUGAAUAGGAAAUGAAUUUAGAGGAAUAAAAUAGUAGAAAUGAAAAAAAAUGUUUGUUCCUUCCCAGAUUUAUCAAGAAAUAAUAUUGUUCUUUAUUCCUCCACAAAAAAAAAAGAAUGAGAAUGAAUGAGAAAAAUUUGUUUCCUAAUUUAUGAAAAAAUAAAUAAUUUGUAACUCUAGAGGAAACCAAUAAGCAUUUCCACGUCGAUGAACACAUAUCAAAUACAUGCAUUCAACGUAACAUUCGUAUUACUAUUUAGUCAUCCCUUCAAAUAUAUUUACAUUUUUGUUAAUAUCUAUAAAUAGGGAACCAAGUUCAUUCUAACAACCCACUCCACUGCAAUGGCUUUCUCUAAUAAGCCUCAUUGCAUAUUGAUUUUUAUGAUCUCAUUUUUCAUUCUUACUCUUUUUGUUUCAGCGUUAGAUGUCUCAGAUGUUGUGGCGGAAGCACCAGGACCAGGAUCAGGCGGUGACAGCUUCUUUCCUCUAUCAAAAAAGCAUGUUAUAAUCCACAACGUUGUAAAGAACAGACAAACUCUGAAUGUACAUUGCAAAUCUGAUGACGAUGACUUGGGGUUGAUCCAUAUUCCUUGGAAUCAUUACUGGGGUUUCCGAUUUCGUGUUAACAUUUGGAGCACUACAAUGUUUCGUUGCCAUUUUACGUGGUACGGAGGGGGAUCUCACCUUUUUGUAAUAUUCGACCCAUGGAGAGACGAUGAUGAAUUUGCAGCGUCUCCAGCCUGCGAUAAAUGUCUUUGGCAGGUGAGAAGACAGGAUGGAGACGAAGCUAUAUGUCGUAUAGAGGGAGGUUCAGAUCCUUAUUGUUUCCCAUGGCUCGAUAAUGUGUAAGAAAAAGAAAAGAUUGUUGUUAUCACUAUGUCAUCUAAGAAAAUGUUACCAUCGUAAUAGAUUAUAAUAAAAUAAUAUUAUUGAUAAUUGCUUAAAA
Messenger RNA from Brassica napus (rape), 1581 nucleotides. Its product is annotated as S-protein homolog 5-like. The record is from RefSeq and is a predicted model, not a curated record. The transcript has a single exon. The coding region runs from base 978 to 1484 and encodes 168 amino acids. NCBI's taxonomy places the organism in Eukaryota, Viridiplantae, Streptophyta, Magnoliopsida, Brassicales, Brassicaceae.